Molecule: messenger RNA, 4349 nt
Organism: Acanthaster planci (crown-of-thorns starfish)
Lineage: Eukaryota; Metazoa; Echinodermata; Asteroidea; Valvatida; Acanthasteridae
Gene: gsap
Product: gamma-secretase activating protein
Biological process (GO): positive regulation of amyloid-beta formation
Cellular component (GO): trans-Golgi network
Source: RefSeq, a predicted model, not a curated record
ACGGCGCGGUGCGUGUACGCGAAGUAGAGAGGCGUGAACAUCUAAACAUGGAGAGUUUGUGCAACUUUUCCUGCUGUUUCGACGUGAAGACGGACAUUUUGAGCUUUAUCACAUGUCUCCGACAUGACCUGCAGGCGGAGGCUUCAGGCAAGGACAGCAGCGAGGAAAAUACAAAGUGGAAAGAUGACAAGCCAAGCCCUGAUGUCCGCAUCGUUGGGCAAGAACGAUUCAAUGAAGUGUUGUACGUGUGGGACGACGUGUCCUCAUUCUCCAAUGAGGCAGUCACCCAUGUCGGAUUGUAUGACCCGGCAAAGCAAAAAAACUCGGUUCUGUUUGUUCAUGAGAAGACACUGAACAUUGUGAGCUGCACGAUGAACCAGGAACGGAGCAUGAUUGCAUACGUGACACUAGAGGGCGCUACUACAGGUGACUCUACCAAUGACUCUCAGAAACAGAAGAGUGCAAAUGCAAAACUUUCACCGUUUGUAGUCUACAGAGCGUUUCUUGCUGAGAUCUUCCCGCAACACCGCAUCUUCGACCUCAACGUGGAGCGGCAGAACCUCCUGCGUGUUCAGUUCCUCUGGAACCGUCAGCCCAAGGACCGAGACGCCGCCUCAAGAGAGUCCAAGCUUCUCUUCCUGCUCCACAAAGAGUCGAUUGGGCUUUAUGUUCUUCCGCUCGCAAGAAUGGGAAACAAGGGCGUGAUGAUGAGCGGCCCGCCGGAGACCUUGCAGGUAUUGAAGCAAUUCAUCUGGGCACAGUGGGACGUCGUCAACCAACGGCUCUUUGUCGUCCUGAUGAAGAUGCGGCCGGGCGAGGAGAAACCGGUACCCAUCAUGCGGUGCCUUGAGUUCAACAGUAAAACAUCCUCGAUCACCAAAAUAUUGGAGCUUGUUUUGCCUUUCCCAGUCAAAUUGAGCACAGGACAGGAGAAUUAUUCUAAUGUAACACCAAGCAGAACGAUGUCUGGAAGUUCUUUUAACAUGGAGGUCAUAGUUCAAGCCAGCGGCUCCUUUUGCGUCUGUUACCAGCACCCCACUAAGCCAAAGGUCCAGACCCCGCCCAUGCACACCUCGCACCUAAAGAUACCCACAGGCCGCAGGACGGAGCCAGGCAGCACCGAUAGCGAGACGGACUCCUUUGCAGACAGCACAGAGAAGCUUUCAAGUCCGUCCCCACGGCCAACCACGACAGAUUCCCUCGACCCGCCCAACCCUGACCUGAGGCGAAGGGCGAUCUCAGACAUCUCCGGCGUCUCCAACUCGCCACUUUCUCAGUCCUACGUCCAGGUCUAUCUCGGGGGAACCGGGGAUCUGGAAAUCUCCAGCGAUCUGUCCUCACCCGAUUCGUCCUCCACGGCUUCCCCCCACCCGUUGCGCCUGGACAUCUACCGCACCUCCCAUUAUGGCACCCGGUCACCCAUCCACAGCCCACAGAUGCCUGCUACAGCCCUCUCCUCACCCCUGAUGUGGGCGGAGAGGGAACUCCCCUCUCCCAUCCCUGCUGUAGAGAAGCAAGAUCUUGUAGAUCUCAACUACUCGGUGCUUAUUCUGCAUCACAUGACCGUCUUACACUGCAGCGUGCCCCAGAUACCGCGACUCAUGGCCGAAAGCACUAAGCUUUAUUUCAGCUGUUUAGAGAGCUACAUCCUAGUCUACUCACCCGGCCACUUGCUGCAUCUCCUCAACGUCAGCCCCGAAGUGAUUCCUUGCCUGCACGUGGCCUUCCACGGUCUCUCCGUCCCCAUCAGCCCGGUCAUAGAGUGCGAUGAGGGUGGCCUCGCAUUCUGGGACGGCGGCCAGGGGGGUCAGCUCCUGACGCACUUCAACCGUGAGAGAGCGGUCAGCAUGAGUGGUGACUGCAUCUUCAAUGCAGCGACAGGCAAGGCGUUCCGCGUCAGCAUCAACAAGGAUGCCAUUCCCAGCCUCCUCGUCCAGGCCAACUGUCACUCCACCAAGCUAGCCCUGGUACACCUCAUCACCGUGCACCUCAGGGACUCGGUGCUGAUACAAAAGGUCAUGAAGGAGUUGUCGAUGGACGUCACCAACCUAGACCUCUCAGAAUUGAUGGCGGAACACCUGAUAGGGGCCACGUUCAGCGCCAUCCGGCGGCAGUUUGACCGCGACACACUGCGCCUGCUGCAGUUCACCAACACCGACAUCGCCAGAGGGCAGUUGGUCGAGACCACAGAUGGAGAGAGAUUGGUUAGUUUCAGGCACGCUAGCUACAGCAUACAGCCCCACAUUAACAUCCACAAGAGGGACUGGAUGGAACGUCGUCUGACCAUGGAGGUCAGCUCCAGCACCCUGUGGGAGACGUUGGAGCAGCGGGUCCGAGCGCACAGCCUGUCUCCCUCCCCCUCCACCGUCGGUAAACCGCUCCAACGGUUCCACCCACGCACAAUCGAGAUGGAUGCCCGCAAGCAGAGAGCCCAGUCGGUGAUCGAGGGUGGUCUGAUGAGGCAAGGUCCGUCCACCCAGCGUGCCUCCUUCCUCAAGAAGAUGGCGGCCUCGGCCCGCCGGGUCAUGACCCCGUCCAAGAAGCCGGUCAUCACGAUGCAGCCACAGCGAGACGCCUCCCUGGUGCUGAUGGAAGAGGAUGCCUUAUCACGGCCCGACAGCAGUCAAGAUGCCAUCCUCAGCCUUACUCAGGACCGGCUGAUUGCCCACUUUGCCCGGCACCUGCCCAGCUCGGUCAGCCAGGAGAAGAUCCUCAACAUGGCGCAGGAGUACCUGACGUGCCAGCUGCAACAAGUGCGGCAGCUGGUCUUGCUGAUGCUGCAUGCCUGCGGGUACCCUGACCCUCGCACCAUACCCCGCAGCACCGUCCGACUUAACAAGAGACCUCCCCCAAUGGGCUACCAGCUCUUCCACCUGAUCGAGAGGUUCUACAUGGCUGUGCAAAUUAUCUCCUUCCCACUGCCGCCUGGGUUCCAGACGUUCUUUACGAUACAAGGAUUUUGCUGUCUGGAGCCUGCCAUGUUCCUUCAGUACGUCGAUCACGGCAUCUUGCGGCUCACCGAGGAGUUCAUGACGCGCCUCAUGCAAGAAGUCCCCGAUGACACUGAAGACCAAGUCAACAUGAAGAUCCAGAUUCUGGCCAGACUCCCCAAGGGAACAGCGCAGGUGCUACAACACUGGAAUCACCCAAUCAGCAUGCAGCAUCUGGCCCAGCAGUACGUAGCCGACACCCUCAGAGAAGAGGGCGUGCGAGUGAGCGAUUAUAGGACUCGGCAAUCCAGAAGCGCUUCUCAGCUCUCCCAGAGCUCAAGCAACUCGGAGGGGAAUUUUAGUGUGGCAUCCACAUUCCCACCACUGUCCACACUGCUGGGGCUCCUGGAAGCCAGAGAUCCUAAAGUUGGUCCUACCGUCAAGAGUAGCGAGGAUGUUGCUCCCAGCCUGCAUCACCUCGACCCCAAGCUGGUGGAGAAGGUCGCCCUGAGGCACUCGGUGGAGCAGUAUGGCACAGAUUUGAGUGCCGUGUCCUUUUAGAAAUGGCCGGGUGUCUUCUCCGAGAUCGGCAGUGGAGCAGCGGAAAGUGAGCUUGGGCCAUUUUCCAAAUCGUGGCUUUGUCUCGGGGUGUGGCUCACAUCAGGGCCCCAGAACCUUUUUCAAAAUUACUGGCGCCAUUAAACGAAAAUGCUGCGCAGCCUCGAUUUCCAUAACUUUUCCUCUGACAACAGGAUUCUGUGACACCCUAUUUCUUUAUUCCAAAUUUUCCCCCGAGGCUUUUCCCAUGACUUUCCCGGAAAAACUUUUUCCAGGAUUUCUCCGGCUUUCGCAUUACCAUGGGAACCGCAAUUGAUAAAUUUAAAUCAAACAACACACUUUAUUAAUCAGAAAUAAGAGGAGGUACAUAAUGUCAUUUCAAUUCCAGGAUGACGUUUAUUUUUCCAAGGAACACUUUGGCAGUGUGUCUGAAUACAAUGAUAUUGGAGUUAUCGUUUUUUUAAUGUGGUCAACUUGUGUUGACUUGUGUGAGCACGGUUUCAUUCUAACUUGAAAACAUUUCAAGUCCACAGAAAGCUAGCACUGUUGUCAAAGCCUUUCUUCAUCUAUAAUUCUUCCAUAACUGUUAAGAGAUUCAGAAAAAUAAAACAAGACUACUUUUUUUGUAACUUGCACAGCUAACUUGAACGAGACAAGAUUGCAAUAUCGUUGAAAUGGCUGAAUUGUACAUAUGAAAUGGUUUUUUUCAUAUUGGUCACUAUAAUAUGUGACCCACCAUCCCAAAACCAGGCUGAAGUCCGUAUUUGUGGUGUUGGACAAUUCCUUUCUUUCAGCUUUUUUUACACCUUAAAGUGAUCCAUGUUCAAUCGUAAUUCUGUCUGCAGAAAGCUUCUUACGGGU